UAAAAGUGUUCAUUCAGUAUUGUUGUAAUUGUCAUUAUUACAAAUAAAAUAAAAUGUAAAAAAAUUCAAAUCGACCGUUUAAUCGGUACCGGCUUUUUUUGGUCCUCCAAUUAUCGGUAUCGGCGUUGAAAAACCGUAAUCAGUUGACCUCUACUAUCAACAGAUAAAGGAGGGGGAUAUCCAGGCCUUUUAGAAAACAUUCACAGGAAUUGAAGCCUACAAAACCUAAUAGUACAGUGUUAGCAUAUCAAAUCACAAGCCUCAUGCAACAACAGCUAUUUUAUUUCCAGUCUCCACUAAAAAGAGGUUGAGGGCUCCAUCUAUAUUUUUUCUGGAUCUCUAUGGUGCGCCUAACCUGGUUCUUCAUCUCUAAAGAGAUUCUGUAGUCUAAUUCUGGAAUGUACAACUCCGGGUCCUCGGAGAGAAGAGCUGUGCAUCCUUGCUCUAAUUUCUAUCUCAUCCUGUGUUUCCUCCUCAUUGUGCAUCAUUUGAUUACUGUUUGUGGUGAGGUAACAUACUGUUCUACUCGUCGCUUGCCACCGCCAUGUGCGGCAGAGCGUGUGUUUGUAACCAUCUCCAGGCUGUGUGUAUCAUUAACCACAAAGUUUGAAUCAUUUCCUCAGUGAUGCACAAACAGGUUCUCUGUAUUUGACAUCCUCUCUGGAUUUUUCCUCACCGCCUCUCUUUCCCUCCUUCUCUUCCUCCGUCGGUCCCUCUCUUUCACUGGAACGGUGAGGUGCAGGGGUGUUAUUUAACCACCAAGUCACCCACAUCUACCAGAAUGGCGCAAGCUGGGAGGUGUGUCGGAAGGGCAUGGCCACGGAGCAGUUUGACGCUGUGGUCCUCACCGUGGCCAUACCGCAGAUCCUACAGCUGCAAGGAGACGUGGGCUCCUCCUUGCCCCUGCCAGAUGGGGAAGAGGCAUUGCCGUUUAUGAUGUGUAACCGGGCCUUCCAAGUGAUGCGCGACUCCACAUGGCUGCCACUCCGCCGCCCGCACGGAUCCUUUACAAGGAGGAUCAGAUGGUGACAGGGGUCUCAGCAGGGUCAGGCAACCAGGGAAGACCAAUCUGUGGCAGAGGUGAGUGCUAGAGGAGAUUCCGCGGCAGCAGCUUGGGGCGGUAAGCUACUCGUUCACGCUAUGUGCUGGGCCUCUUCUACAAAGGCCCAGGCUCACUUCGACGUCCCCUGGGCCGCCAAGUACGUCUCCAAUAAUCCCUGCAUUCGCUUCAUCGCCAUCGACGAUCAAAAGCGCAAUUUAGAAUUCCCAGAGUGCGGUCCCUCCAUGGUGGUCCACAUCAGUGUUCCAUUUGGUGUCAAACACCUCGAGGAGGCCAAGGAGCAGGUGGAGCCUAUCAUCCUGGUGAAGCUGAACAAGCUGCUGCCUGGCUUGCCACAGCCCGACAGCAUCAAGUGCCAGAAGUGGAGAUACUCACAGACAUCUAAGAAGAUGGUGUUGAAGGAGAUUCCAACUGAAAGUGUUGCCCGGCCCUUGGGCCGGAAUGAAGUUAUUGGUUUACUCUUCCGACUGACUAUAUUUGGUGCAGUCACCUACUUCACCAUAAAGUGGAUGGUUGAUGCCAUUGAUCCCACAAGGAAACAGAAAAUGGAAGCACAGAAACAGGCAGAGAAACUCAUGAAGCAGAUUGGUGUGCAGAAUGUCAAGCUCUCAGAGUAUGAGAUGAGCAUCGCAGCACAUCUGGUGGACCCACUGACCAUGCAGAUCACAUGGAGUGAUAUUGCUGGCCUAGAUGAGGUCAUCACUGAGCUGAAAGACACUGUCAUACUUCCCAUCCAGAAGAGACACUUGUUUGAGGGAUCCAGACUGCUUCAGCCACCAAAAGGUGUGCUGCUGUAUGGACCACCUGGCUGUGGAAAGACGCUGAUUGCCAAAGCAACUGCCAAGGAAGCUGGCUUCCGCUUUAUCAACCUGCAGCCUUCCACCCUCACAGACAAGUGGUAUGGAGAGUCCCAGAAACUGGCUGCUGCCGUCUUCUCUUUAGCCAUUAAGCUCCAGCCCUCAAUCAUCUUCAUCGAUGAAAUUGACUCUUUCCUGAGAAGCCGUUCCAGCUCUGACCACGAGGCCACAGCCAUGAUGAAGGCUCAGUUCAUGAGCUUGUGGGAUGGGCUGGAAACUGACUACAACUGCCAGGUCAUCAUUAUGGGGGCCACUAACCGUCCACAGGAUCUCGACUCUGCCAUUCUGAGGAGAAUGCCCACAAGAUUUCACAUUAAUCAGCCUAAUGUCAGGCAGAGGGAAGAAAUCUUGAAACUCAUAUUGGACAAUGAAAAUGUUGAGCCCACUGUUGACUUUGUUGAGAUAGCGAAGGAGACUGAUGGAUUCUCAGGGAGUGACCUCCGAGAGUUGUGUAGGGACGCUGCUCUGCUCUGCGUGCGGGACUUUGUCCAUAACACCCACGCCAAUGACAGUCUAGAAGAGGACUGCAUCCGGUCCAUCCAGCAGCAAGACAUGCAGAGGGCCAUCCAGAAGAUGAGGAAGUCCAAGUCUGCAGGGGGACAGAGCGUACUGAUGCAUGCUGCUAUGGAUUGAGACUCGAUGUGCAAAAGAGAACUAUUAAGCCUCUGGAUAUGUUUUCCUUGUGUGUAAAGAGUACUGAUUGAAACCAUGAAGAGAUGCACACAAUGUAAUGUCUAUCAUAGUAUCACUUUGUAACAUUUUUACUUCAAUUCAUUUAGAACAUUUGGUUCAUUGCAUUUAUAUUAAAUAUUUUGGUCAAAAUGCAAUUUAUUAUCUUGAAAGUUAGGAGUUACAUGAUACUAGUGUUAGUUUCUUAUCCAUAUCUGCUCAACCGAGGUCUCACCGAAGCAUGCUCUCAGACUGCAAAAAAUGAGCACAGCUUUGGAUCCGUUCAGGUUUGACAAUACACAUGCUCGUCCUUAUUACACACACAGCAAUAUUGAUUUAGCCUUGGGCCUUUCACCUUCCAUUUUUAUCUGAACAUGAAAUGUUUCUUUUGGUACUGUAUAUUUAGAAUUAUUAUUCUUUUUUCAGGAAAGCUGUUCAUCAAACUAGCUUGUGUAACAUCUGUAAUAAAAUGUGCUACUUUUAGUAGGCACUGUCAUCCUUUGACUAUUAGCUAAAUGUUAUACAAUGAGUGGUUCUCGGAUGUCUGAAUUAUAUGCGUUAGAUCAUACAUUUUAUCAUGCAUGAUAAAAGUUUCUAUAUCAGAAAGAGCAAUUCAACUUUUCACCGAAAGUGAAUUAUCGCUGUCGAUGUUGUGAAGAGAACACGAUGCUUGGGGUAAAGAUUACAGUGUCAUGGCCUUCCAUUUCCUUCUUUUAAAUACAUAGGGGUAGGUUAGAGCUGUAAUAUCGUGAGCUGCUAAUGUUAAGGUAUUUAUUCAUUUAUUAUUCAAGUUUAAUUUUCUUUUUAAAACUUCAAUAGAUCAGGAAACCUGUGUGACAGGUUGUGUGUCUGUUGUGCUUUCAGGUCCUUUUUAUGUCCCCUUGUCAGUCCAGGUUUCAUUAACAGAAUAUAGAAACUGCUUGUGAAUACUUCCUGUGCCGUUUGUCUCUUAUGCUGCAUUCAUGUGCUAGUCGGAACUAGGAAACUCGGAAAUGUCAGACUUGCUAACUGGUUGUAGUUAUAUACGUGCCACCUUCAAACAGUUAGCAAGUCGGAAAUGUCAAGAGAUUCCUAGUUCUGACUAGUACGUGAACACAGCAUUAUAGUUUCUGUUUAUCUCUUAUGAUGACCUGGAUGCUUAAUUGUUGGGUGAUUGAUUAUUUAUUCAUGACAAACUUCUAGUAUCUCCCACAAGCAACAGCCAUUGGAACUUGUAAAUCUAUUGAAUGUGUGAUUGCCAAUUCAUAGUUUACUUGAAUGACAAGUACUGUGGACAUAUAGUUUUGGGGAUUGGUGGAAAUAGUUUUGUUUAUUUUUUUCAACUUUUGUUUAGAUAAACUAUGCUUGCUUUUCUUUUUUCUUUUAAAUAAUGGUAUUGUUGAUAAGUUCCUGAUUGUGACUAAUAUGUUAAUUGAAUAAUGUUUUUUCCAGUUAACAAAUCGGCCAAUGUGCUUCGUUUGUAUUACCCUGCAUUCUGGUGUCUGCUGAAAUAUAUUACACAAAUACA
Oncorhynchus masou masou (cherry salmon) is the source of this 4093-nucleotide messenger RNA. Its product is annotated as outer mitochondrial transmembrane helix translocase. The transcript is spliced from 14 exons. Gene Ontology annotation, biological process: extraction of mislocalized protein from mitochondrial outer membrane. Gene Ontology annotation, molecular function: ATP binding; ATP hydrolysis activity. Gene Ontology annotation, cellular component: mitochondrial outer membrane. Bases 1141 to 2550 code for a protein of 469 amino acids. The record is from RefSeq and is a predicted model, not a curated record. Lineage: Eukaryota; Metazoa; Chordata; Actinopteri; Salmoniformes; Salmonidae.